AUGACACCGAAGCGCCUGUUGGUGCGCUUUCGCAACAAGCUGGUACUCGUGUUUGGCGACAGCGUCUCGAAAAACUUCGCCGGGUCCGUCGCGUGCGUGCUACACGCCGCGUCGCCUGGCACCAUCCAGGAUUUCCGCGUCGCCAACGGCAACACCAAGGCGUACGGCGUCAGGAACAGCCCCAACAUUUACCCCCCCCCCAUUCUCGUCCCCUCCCCGAAACCCCCACUCCCCCCUCCUCCCCUCCCCAUCUCCCUUGCUGGUAACCCGAUUCAGGUGCCUAGUACAAACACUCGGUUCGCGUCGGUCUUUUCCAAUUGGCUGAACCAGGCGAGCGGGCUGGGCGGCAACAUGAACCGCGUUGACCUGGAUAAGAUCGACCGGCAGAUCACUGACCUCCUCCCACUGGCCGACAUUGUCGUUUUCCAGGCCACCAACUGGUGGUUCCCUGCCAUCAACAAGUGGUACGUGGGCGGCAAGGAGCAAUCGCUAUCCAAGGAGGCAGCCUACGAGAUUGGCCUCAAGACUCUGCGUGACUAUGUGGUCAAGUCGGGCUUUAAGGGCCGCGCUGCCCUGCUGGGCGUGUCCCCCUCCCACUACAAGGUCCCCGGGCUGAAGGAAGGGUCUUGUGAGACCAGCAAAAUGCUCACCGCACAACAGGCGGAGGAGUUUGCAAAGGGCGACAACACAGGCAAAAAGUUUCGGGAGAUUCAGAUGAGGGUUCUGUCAGGGACUCCAAUACGCUAUGUGGACGUUGCGCCUAUGAGUAAUUAUCGCCCGGAUGGCCACGUCCAGAAAUGGAUGGUGAAAGGGGGGGCUCCAGCGGGCAAGAAAAACGACUGCCUUCAUUGGUGUGAAGACGGCACAGCAAGAGACACGAAGAUGACGGCAUAUUGGCGAAAUCUUUUAACCCUAUCGCUCGUCGCGUUGCUGUUCUUCGCCAUCGCCGAGAGAAGUCCGCCCGUCGCCUUGGCCUACAGUAGCUUCAAAAAGAAACUCACGCCCAUCCCCUUCCCCAACGCGACCGAUCCAGACCCCCCCAAACCGUGGACUUGCGAUGUUUCCUCCGGAAGCUGGGCACCUGCCCCGAACCUUCCUCUCUACACCGGGCUGACGUGUCCCUACAUCCGCUCCGGCCACAACUGCCAGAGCGCGGGGCGCUCCGAUAUGAGCUAUCAGAAGCUGCGCUGGCGGCCGUGGGGGUGCAAGGUGGUACAGUUGACCCCCCAGCGUCUCCUCAAUCUCUUCCGCAACAAGACGGUCGUCGUGUUCGGCGACAGCGUCUCAAAGGACCUCUCGACGUCGCUGCGCUGCAUGCUGCACGCCGCCUCCCCCAACUUCUCGCGAUUCAAGCUCGCAGGAGGGCAGACGAGAGUGUGGGGCGAGAAGGUGGAGCCUCAGAACAUCCGCAUAGUGUCGCUCUUCUCCUCGCACCUCAACGGCAUUGGGUUCAUCCCCGAUGCAUCCCAGCCUCCUGCUGCUGCUGCUGCUGCUGGUGUUGGUGUUGGUGCUGGUGCUAAUGGUGGUGCCAGUGUUGCGUCUUAUGCUGCUGCUGCGUCUGCUACUGGAAGGGAGGAAGCGAAAUCAGAGGCAGCUAGAGCAGUGGCGACCGAAGCAGCCAUUGCACGAGCCACCACAAUGGCUGCUGCUGAUGCUGCUGAAGCAGCAUCGUCACCAGUAUCAAGAGCAGUCGCAGCAGCAGCAGCAGCAACGCCAGGAGAAGCAGGAGAAUAUUCAGCAGCAGCAGUAAGGGCAGCAGGAGGAACGAGUUCGGGGAAGAUUCCAGGAAGAGUCUCGCCCCAGGCGCAGCAGCAAGCACGGCGGGUUUUCCUAGACCAGAUCGACCCGAAGAUUAAAGACCUGCUCCCUAAAGCCGACAUAGUUAUUUUCCAGGCGACUAAUUGGUGGUAUGCGGAAGACAACCAGUGGUUCCUAGGCGGAAAGCAGCAGAAAAUUUCCCGAAACGCUGCCUAUGCGAUUGGAAUGGCGACUCUAAGGGACCAUGUGGUGCGGUCCGGGUUUCAAGGGAAGGUGGUGGUGAUGGGUGUGUCUCCUUCGCACUAUAUCGUGCCGGUGCCGGGGGUAAAAAGGGGGAAAUGUGACAUCAACAGCCGUCUUGACUGGAACCAGACAAUGGAGGUGAGAAGGAUGGACAGCCGAUCGUUUGAGAUGCGAAAGGUGCAGCUGCAGGUGCUGAGAGGGUCUAGGCUGCGAUAUGUGGACGUGUUACCAAUGAGCUUCUGGCGACCAGAUGGGCAUUUAUCGAAGUGGACUGUACCAGGGGGCGGUACUGGAAAGCAAGAUUGUCUGCACUGGUGUGAAGCUGGUGUAACAGACGCAUGGCUAGAAAUGCUGUACAAUACACUGCUAUACUAA
Molecule: messenger RNA, 2376 nt
Organism: Closterium sp. Yama58-4
Lineage: Eukaryota; Viridiplantae; Streptophyta; Zygnematophyceae; Desmidiales; Closteriaceae
Source: the annotation of a GenBank genome assembly